Molecule: messenger RNA, 1716 nt
Organism: Pseudoliparis swirei
Lineage: Eukaryota; Metazoa; Chordata; Actinopteri; Perciformes; Liparidae
Gene: zc3hc1
Product: zinc finger, C3HC-type containing 1
Exons: 10
Coding region: 16-1506 (496 amino acids)
Cellular component (GO): nucleus
Molecular function (GO): zinc ion binding
Source: RefSeq, a predicted model, not a curated record
ACCACAGAGCCGAUCAUGGCGACUCUCAGCGGCAGUCUCGGGGAUUGUCUCGGCAACAAUAAUCAACAAAAGUCUUCGUUAGCAUCUCCAGAGAAAGUCCGCGAACUUCUUAAUGCGGGAUUGUCGUCAACAGAUAUCGGAUCUAACAGUGGACAAGGAAAUGGGAACGUUCUGGAAGUAAAAAGCAAUGCUCAAGCAACUUGUGAGGCAACGAACAAAGACGCCUUUUUCUCAAGAGUGGAAUCCUACUCUUGUUUGAAAUGGGCAGGAAAACCCUGCACACUGUCCCCCCUGAUGUGUGCCAGAUAUGGCUGGAUCAACAUUGGCUGUGAUAUGCUCAAGUGCUCCAGCUGCCAGGUUUUCCUUUGUGCAGCACUUCAACCAACUUUAGACUUUAACAAAUAUGCGUCCCGCAUUGCAGAGAUAUCAAGGCAGCUUCAGACGCAGCAUGAGAAGUUUUGCCCCUGGCCUGACAUUCCGUGCCCAGAGCGGUUCUGGCUGGUUCCAGCCUAUGAACCAUCAGCACUGCUCACUGCCUUCUUAGAGCGCUUCAAGAGCGCCUGUCUCCUUGCAAAGCAGCUGCCUGCCAUGAAGCCGGAGCAGCUGAAUUCGAUGUCUUUGAAUGAGGAUGUUAUCAGUGUUGUACUGCAGCUGAUCGAGGACGAACAAAAAAGAAAAGAUGGUUCUUCAUAUUCUGAAUCUCUGGCUGUCCAGGUGGCUGCAUGCAUAGUUUCUCUCUGUGGCUGGGCUGCAAGCCCAACUCUGCACGCAAUGAACCUGCCCAUCCUCACCUGCUCGUACUGUAUGCGCAAGGUGGGCUUGUGGAACUUCCACCAGAUGGAGGGAACGGGACCCGAUGGAGACGUCUCAACAGACGCUGUGACCCCGCCCCCUCAAGCAACAGGUCCUCCUCUAACACCCACACAUGAGGGCCAGAAGGACCAGUCUGCUUCUGCCUCAUCCACUCCAUGUCGCAUGAAGCUGAGGAGCCAGGACACUACCCGCUCUGACCAGGGUGAUGGAGCCUCCUCCCCUCAGUCUUUGCGUGCCCAGAGCAGAGACUCGCCAAGUCCCAGUGAAGAGCUGCAAAGUCCUUCGCCCAGGGGCAAAAGGUCUGCAACUCGCGGUCAAGGACACGGGGAAAAUGCUGGAUCUGAUGGCCCUGCCAGCCCGCAUCACCCUCCUAAACGCCUGUGCUUCUCAUCAAUUGGCGGCCCUGAUGGGCUUGUGCACAAGAAUACAUUUGACCCCCUCGCUCAGCACAGAGACUGGUGUCCGUGGAUCUCCGUGGGGAAGGAGAACGUGGAUCCAGGGGCGAUCCCCUGUUUAAAUGAAGACUCAGCGCUUCAUCAGCAGGGCUGGAAGGCUGCUCUCGACCUCCUCAUGCCCAUGAAGAAGAACUCCGAUACAGCUGAAGCUAGUUCCGCACAGGGCCCUCGUGACAAGUCCAAAAGGGUGUUUGCUAUAUUCCGUCAGUGGCAGGUAUCGUCCACUCCAUCUCAGUAGACUGUCUCCAUCCAAACGGCAUCACAACGCUGAAUUGAUAAACUGACCUGCCCUCUUUUUUUGUCGCGCAGUCGGGAGUCCCAAUGACAGGGAUGUCAAAGCAUAACAAUGUAUGCCAUCUGUCACAGUUGUGUUUACAGUGUCUCUGGAGGAAAAGAAAGUUGAUUGUCUUUCAGAAAAUAAAUGAGCAACUUCUCUGUGAACAGUGAA